Morone saxatilis (striped sea-bass) is the source of this 1314-nucleotide messenger RNA. It is a transcript of the gene cunh12orf43, whose product is annotated as chromosome unknown C12orf43 homolog. Lineage: Eukaryota; Metazoa; Chordata; Actinopteri; Moronidae. The record is from RefSeq and is a predicted model, not a curated record. The transcript has 6 exons. Gene Ontology annotation, biological process: Spemann organizer formation; negative regulation of Wnt signaling pathway; Wnt signaling pathway. Bases 33 to 773 code for a protein of 246 amino acids.
UGAAAACAGACAACACGAGCGGCACGUGUGGCAUGAUGGCGGCGGCGGCCUGCAGAGAGAUGGUCGGUGUCGGUGAGUCCAGCAGCAGCGAUGAAGAGGAGGUGCUGAGGAGGUGCCAGGAGGCGGUUUGGGAAAAUAAACCCGACACAAAGAAAGAUGGCGACACCAGUGUGCAGCAGUCAAAGCGAGUCGUCGUCGCUGACCACGAACACGAUGGAAACGAGCUCCAGGUCACCGCCGGGUUUCGAACGCACGUCGCUAAAAAGUUAGGAAAUCUUCUGGACAGUUUCAUUACAGAGACGGAAACUUCAUCCUGCGUGGAAACUAAAUGUGAUGAUGACGACGAUGAAGGCUUUCGUCUGUUUUCCACGUCCGUCCCCGGACAGGCCGCCGCCGUCGAUCUUCCCGCUCCUCCGCGGCGUCGGCCCGUUCCCAGCUCAAGCGACAGCGACAGCGAGAUGGAAACGAGGCUGAAGGAGGCGGCGGUGUCCAUCAAAGAUCUCUUACCCUCGCUGUCGUCCACGCUCCCGACCCCGGUGGCAGAACCCCCCCACUCGGAGGUAACGAAGAAGAAAAAGAAGAAGAAGAAGAAGAAACCGGCGGAGGAAGAGGAGAGCGCCGUUGCGGAGAAGACGAAAAAGAGGAAACCGGAUGAAGAAGACUCUGUCGGUUCUCCGAAAGCUCAAAUCAACGGCGAGCAGCAACACGUACGAGUCAAAGUGAAGAAGAAAAAGAGGCGGGAAGGAAACUCGGAGGAAGAAACUUUGAACUGAACUUUCAUUAUUUUCCCGUCUGACACAAACUUUAAAUGUUUGGAUGCUGAUUUAUUUUAGGAAGCUGUUAGUUUACACCUGAUAUUAACAUCUGCUUCCACUUCUGAUCUGUUAACUUUAGACCCGAUGAGGUUGUUCCACCAUUAAACACGUUGGGAAAUAACUACGUAAUAAAUAUCUUAACGUGUAACAUUUCCCGAAUUUACAAGAAGGCCCAAUUAAUCAACAAUCUGUGGUAAAUAACGUUUCACAAAGUUUAUAAAGUUUCUCUUCACUCAGUAACUCUUAAAAUGGUGAUAUUUUUGAAUGGAGUCUGGUGAUAUUGAAGUUCACCCAAACAAAGACACACCAGCUGUAAACCGGCUUUAAUGAAACUCACACCCGUUCCUGAAGUAGUCUUUAGUUUGUUGUCAUUAAGAGUGAAAAAGCAUCUAAAAGGCAGUGACAUAAAAUAAAUGCAGGUAACACAACUUAAUGUACAAUUUCUGAAUAUUACGAAAACAUUUAUUUUAAUAAAAAUACAUAUUGGUGUUGAUUUUCA